Didymodactylos carnosus is the source of this 1310-nucleotide messenger RNA. The record is from the annotation of a GenBank genome assembly. NCBI's taxonomy places the organism in Eukaryota, Metazoa, Rotifera, Eurotatoria, Philodinida, Philodinidae.
AAAUCAGAAGCGAAAACGUCAGAAUUCUGACCGUAAUUCUCAAUUUCAUCAUCAGAACUCACGUUUUGUGCAAUAAAAGUAUCAUAUUCAGAAUCAGGAUCAAAAACUGAGUCGACCAAUGGGUAUUUCUAUCCUGUCCGAUUACUUUAGCUUUUGUCGAAUUUUCAGGUUGAAAAAUUUCAUUGAGAGUUUCGCCAAGAAAUGAAAAUCAAGUAAAAAUUUCGAAAUACCCAUUGGUCCACUCAGUUUUUGAUCCUGAUUCUGAAUAUGAUACUUUUAUUGCACAAAACGUGAGUUCUGAUGAUGAAAUUGAGAAUUACGGUCAGAAUUCUGACGUUUUCGCUUCUGAUUUAGAAAGAAUGAAUCUUUUCUGCAACAGAAAGGAAUUUCAAAAGGAGCUCUCCAUAUUAUUUUUGCUCAUGUAAAGGUAAAUCGAAAACAGUGCAAAAUGACUGUAACAAAAAAAAACUAGAUAGGAUGUGCAAAAACGUUAGUACACUUUAACCUACGUUAGUAAAUAAGUUUUUAAUUUGACCAUGUUAUAUGUGAUAAAGCUGUACAUAAUAGAUUUAGGCUCAGUUCUAUGCGCUGAAUCAGAAAAACGAAACAGCAGAGUUCCCAAAUGAAUAUAGAAGAAAUUAUUCGAAUUUUACGUGCCAGAACGAUUUUUUGAAAUUUAGAACCCUUCCCGUAUUUUUCAAUUUCCUCAUUGAAAAAAUUAGUUCGUAAGGUUAAAACCAACAUAUUCUUGAUCAGCUCGAACAGUUCUAUCUAACAAUAAAAGUAUAUAGUGCUGUAACUUCGAAUUACGCGCGCCUUACUUUUAACGAAAAAUAUUUGUCUGAGAACUAUCAAAACUGUACUUUUAAAAGAGAAAAUCCUCCUUUGUGUUUGCAUUAAACAACCUUUCUCGAUGCGCUGGCUUUCAUAUUGUAAAUAUAGUCAAGUUGUGUUCUUUCACAUACAGGUGUAACUAAUCUUCGGUGGAAUACAACAGGAGUAACAGUAGCUGGAGAUACUAAUGGUAUUCAUGGUACAGCACCAAAUCAGUUGUAUUGGCCAUAUGACAUAUUUAUUGGUAGUAAUGAUAUUUUAUAUGUUGCUGAUGCUAGUAAUAAUCGAAUACAGAAAUGGUUACCAAAUUCAUCAAAUGGCAGUACAAUUGCCGGUUAUUCAAACGGAUCAGCUGGAUUAGCCUCAGGGGCACUAAAAAAACCGACAGGUGUAUAUGUAGAUCAAAAUCAAAAUUUAUAUAUUGCUGAUAAUCAAAAUUAUCGUAUACAAUAUUGGCCUUAUAAUUCGACUAGUGG